Anneissia japonica is the source of this 2404-nucleotide messenger RNA. RefSeq lists its product as uncharacterized. The transcript has a single exon. Gene Ontology annotation, molecular function: zinc ion binding; nucleic acid binding. The coding region runs from base 97 to 1086 and encodes 329 amino acids. The record is from RefSeq and is a predicted model, not a curated record. Lineage: Eukaryota; Metazoa; Echinodermata; Crinoidea; Comatulida; Comatulidae.
CACUUAUCUUAGCAUCAGGUUGUGCUGAUUUAUGAACAUAUGUGCAUGUACUAACGCUUUUGCCUCACUGUAAAAAAAAAAAAAAAAAAGGGUAAAAUGGAAGAGCUGCAGAAACAAAUAGAAUCUCUUCAAACAGCCUUGGCAGCCGAAAAGGAGAAGUCGCAGACAGCAAAACAGGAUGCAGACGAGGCUAGAGAAGAAGUAAAAAAGAGGGAGGCUAGUGCCAAGCCUAAUGCCGUCUACAUCUCACCUGGUCGGAGGUUGGAAGUUUUUCAUGGCAGACCAACAAAGCCUACAGAUCCUAAUGUGCAGGACUGGGUGGCUGACGUGAGGGCACAACUUGAACUGAGGCUAUUGACACCAAAAGCAGCGGCAGCAUUUGUGAAAGAAAACUUAGCCGGAUAUGCUCGAAAAGAAAUUAACGGGCGAGGCAAGGAAGUUGGUGAAGAUGCAGAGAAGAUUCUCGCAGUUUUGCUGAGAGUGUUUGGAGAUGGCAACACCCUACCACAGCUCCAGCAAAGGUUCUUUUCAUACAAGCAGAUGCCUCAGCAGGACCUAUUAAGUUGUUCACUGGAACUGGUGAGUCUCUAUGACAAUAUUGUUUCUCUUGAUGGUGCCUAUAGUGCAUGCAGGGAAAGCUCUCUAAAAAGCAGAAUGGCUGAAGCAGUCGUCGAUGAAAACCUAAAGAGAGAGUUAAGGAGACUUAAUAUCGAGUCACCCAAACUGGCUUUCUUUGAGCUUAGAGACAGGGCAGUGAAUUGGCUUGGAACUACAACAGAUAGAUGUACAAGGGAGGCCACUGUGAAGACCGUAUCAGCAGAGACCAAUGUUCUUGAACUCCUGAAGAAGCAAACUGCGCAGAUAGAGGCUCAACAAACGCAAAUAAACAAGUUACAAGAUCAGCUAAUCAACGGCAGAGGACAGAUGCCAGUGAGACGGUAUCAGCCAUCAAAUGCAAGACAAGAUCGGCGUUGUUAUGUUUGCGACCAACCAGGCCACUUCAAGCGUGAUUGCCCACAAAGAGUAAGAAGGUCUAGCAAUGCCAACAAGUUCAAUCCUUUAAACGAAAGGAGCCCAUCGUCAUGAGUCAGACGGUGGGCGGCCCGUUCAACGACUCGUUCCUACAGAAAGCAGUUGGGAAGUGCCCGGAAAUUUCAGUUAGGGUAGGUAAUGUUAGCCUUAGAUGUCUUAUCGACACCGGAGCUCAAGUGUCAACCGUCACAGAAAGCUUUUACCGAGACCACCUAGCGCAUAGAGAAACAGAAGACAUUUCAUCACACUUAAAGAAAUCAGGGGCACAGGGCUUAGAAAUCCCAUAUGUAGGAUAUUUGGAGGUAGCAAUCUCAGUAAUGGGACAUCAUUUCGACAACAUGGGGUUCCUGGUUGUUAUGGAUCCUGUUGGUUCGCCCAUAGCGGAAAGGAAGAGAGAUGUUCCUGGUGUAUUAGGGUCCAAUGUUCUACGUGACAUGAGAAAGAUUAUGCGGCUGCAAGGUGGGAGCGUGAAUGGACAUGCAUGUGAGGAGGAACGUCACCUUAUACAUGCGUUCGCACUCUAUGAAGAGUUGACGGCAGUUAAACAACCACCAGAAAUCAAUAAUCUUGUUCGUAUCGCAGGGAAUAAACCAGUACUUAUUCCGGCUAGAACACUGAAGACUGUGAGUUGUUCUACUUUAGCAUCAUCAUCCGAACCAUAUGAAGCUCUUCUAGAAGAGAACAGUUUGCACGAGUUGCAGAAUGGUCUGAGUAUAGCACCCAUACUAGUUGGAAUAAAUCGACGUGGACUUGUUCUGUUACAAAUAGCCAAUUUUGCUGAUGUAGACAUUUACAUUCAACCUAGAACUCCAGUUGCUAGGGCCAUUAAUGCACAAACAUAACCGGAUGUAGUUUUUCAGUACCAUAGCAUGUGUUCAGAGAUGCAGGGGCUAUCACAGGCGGACGGUGAUAUAGAUUCUGUAGGUAACUUGUUAUCUAGGAUGAAUAUUGGUAAAGGUCUUAGCACUAAUCAACAGAAACUACUACAAAGAUUGAUUCAGAAACAUGAAGAUGUGUUUAGUAAGGAUGAUGACGAUAUUGGGUACUGUUGCGAUGUAAAGCAUAAAAUUAUUCUACAUGAUGAAAGACCAGUGAAAGUGCCUCAUCGGAGAGUUCCUCCACACCAGUGGGACGAAGUACGUGAGUACAUUCAGAAAUCUUUAGAUAAGGGUAUAAUCAGACCAUCCUCAAGCCCAUUUGCAUCGCCAGUUGUGUUGGUCAAGAAGCGGGAUGGUAAACUACGGCUUUGUGUCGAUUAUAGAGCCUUAAAUCAGAAGACACAUAAAGAUGCCUACCCGCUGCCUCGUAUAGAUGAAGCACUAGAUGCGCUCAAGGGAGCUAAGUUUUUUUGUAGCCUGGAUCUUGCUCAUGG